Lepisosteus oculatus (spotted gar) is the source of this 1302-nucleotide messenger RNA. It is a transcript of the gene isca2, whose product is annotated as iron-sulfur cluster assembly 2. Gene Ontology annotation, biological process: iron-sulfur cluster assembly. Gene Ontology annotation, cellular component: mitochondrion. The record is from RefSeq and is a predicted model, not a curated record. Gene Ontology annotation, molecular function: 4 iron, 4 sulfur cluster binding; iron ion binding; 2 iron, 2 sulfur cluster binding. NCBI's taxonomy places the organism in Eukaryota, Metazoa, Chordata, Actinopteri, Semionotiformes, Lepisosteidae.
UUUGGACCUUCACGUGAGAGGCGGGAUCUUUUUGUUAUGGAAGACUGCAGUGAUGUUGGUGACGGCUAUCUACGGGGCUAGGACACUUGCUAAGAGUUUAGUAAGGGUGUCUGCUGUGAUCUUUUGCAGGUCUAGCCAGCAGUUAUGGCUGCAGAGCUCUCUGGGGCCUGUGAGACAGUGUCUGUCUGUGGCUUCCACCUGGCCUAUACGAUGGAACAGCUCUUCAACCCAGCAGAGACCAACAGAAAUGGACUCUUUUCAGGAUCAGAUCUUCCUUAGCGAUACGUGUGUAAAGAGGCUAAGUGAAAUAAUGCAGAAGGGAGAAUUUCUGCGGGUGCAAGUGGAAGGUGGAGGCUGCUCUGGAUUUCAGUAUAAAUUUUCUGUGGACAGUGUGAAGAACAAAGAAGACAGAGUGUUUGAAAAGAGGGGUGUGGAGGUCGUCGUUGACCAGGACAGUCUGGAGUUUAUUAAGGGAGCGACACUGGAUUUCAGCGAGGAGCUGAUCCGCUCCUCCUUCCAGGUGGUAAAUAACCCGCAGGCCGAGCACGGCUGCUCCUGUGGCACGUCCUUCUCCAUCAAGGUCUGAGCAAGGCCGCUGGGGCAGCUUCCCAGCUCCUUUUGUGGUGUUAUCUGUUGCCUUUGUCACAGGGCAAUUCAAGUAGCCCAUCAUUUCAGUGGAUAUUUACAGUGGUGUCAAAGUACCCAGAGGCUCUGUAGCCUUUUUUGUUUUGCAAAAUUCAGCGCCGUGAAACUUGAACUGUGAAAGCAAUUAUUGUUCGUAUCUCCUCCUGGAAGACGAUUCCAGGUGUAAGAAAAAUAUUAUGGAAAGGGUUACAUUGUCUGUAUAUUUAACAGAUACAUUGUGUUUCACUACUUGUUUAAUGGUGUGAUUGAUAAUGAGAUUAAUUCAUUCUGAUGUUUCAGGACUUUGUUUUUUGUUCCAAGAUGCAAUGGCUAAGAUAAGUUCCAUUAAGAAUGGGGGAUCAGAACAUUUUUGAAGUAAUCAGAGCAAUCUGUAGUGAACCUUGGAAGUUUGAAGUAGUUUUCCUUCUCUUUACAAUGCUUAGUGGGUUAGGGCUGAAAUACAGCAUGUGCAAAGAUCUUAGCAAAUAAGAUUAUAAUGUAACAUUUAAAGGAUGUUUUGUAUUAUGAGUUGAUUACUUUAUUUUCUCAACUGUAAUGUUGAAUUUAAAAAACACAGCCAAAAUGUGUAAUACAAAUCCUAUAAAUACAUCCCUUAAUAGGGAAUAUGGAUUGAUGUAAAUAGUUUUUAUUUUCAAAAAUAAAGAAACAUAUAUAUGA